AUGGACGACGAAUUGCUCGAGUUGCAGAGACAGUUCGACUUCGCUCAACAAGCGAAGUUCAUCUUCGAUUUCGAGCUUCUUCACACUGCUUCCGGCAAAGAGUACAUCACUCUCGAUCAACUGAGAAAUGAGAUGGUGACUGAGGUGAAAAGAUUAGGGCGAAUUUCUGUGAUUGAUCUUGUUGAUGUUACUGGAGUUGACUUGUACUAUGUUGAGAAAUUGGCUCAGAGUAUUAUAACUGAUCACGGGGAAUUGAUGUUGACUCAAGGGGAAAUCGUUACGGAAUCUUACUGGGAUUUGAUUGCGGAAGAGACUAACGAGAGGCUUCAAGAAUGUAGUCAGAUUGCUUUGACGGAACUUGCUGCGCAAUUGAAUGUUGGUUUGGAUUUGAUUGCGUCUGUGUUGGAGCCGCGUCUUGGAACUAUAGUUAAAGGAAGGCUUGAAGGUGGGCAGUUGUAUACUCCUGCCUAUGUUGCUCGUGUUAGUGCCAUGGUUCGAGGUGCUGCUAGGGGCAUUACAGUUCCGACAAAUUUGACAGUGUUAUGGAGCUCGUUGCAGAAUUUACUGCAAGAAAUGGAUGCUGGAGUGCAUUGGACACCAGCUGUAUUUGCUGUUUCUCAAAAGGAAUCUGUGGAUUCAUUCUUUUCACAAAAUUCUUUUAUCAGCUAUGACAUUCUGCAAAAACUUGGAAUUCCUCAGCCCGUUCAAUUCUUGCAGGUAACUAAUCCCAGAUAUCCUGAAGGCAAACCUCUUGUUACAACAUUUGUUCACCCAUCAAUGAUUGAGAUGCUAGAUGCUGCUACUGAGGAUGCUCUAGAACGUGGUAGCUGGAGUGAUUCUCUUUCCUUAUUGCCCUCAUCUUUUACACCUCAAGAUGCAUCUAAAAUGUUGUUCCUCUGUCAAUCUGUACAAUUGGCUCUUAAGUCUAACAAAGCACAUAUAUUUGGGGACUUCUAUGUAUUGAGCAGCAGCUUUAUGAAGGACAUUUGCGAUUGUACGGUGAAAGAAUUAGAGACAUUAGCUGUUUCAAGGUCUUUGGGCACUGUAAAACCUGGUGAUUUACCAAUAGCCAAUGAAGUAAAAGCAGGGUAUGAUUCAAGCAGGUUGAGUGUGUCCAGUGAAAUGGCAAGUGACAGUGGCUCCAACAAGCAUGCUGAUAAAGGGCCAAAGAAGAAAAAGGGGAAAGCCACUGGAAAUGCAUUAGCAAAUCAAUCUGAAAGUGGUGCUGAUAACCAAGAGCAUACUUCUACCAAAUCUAAGAAAAGCCAGAGAAAGGGUAAGGAUACAUCUUCACAAACAUCAGAUUCAAAGCAAGGCUCUAGGAAAGAAUCACUUAAAAUGAAAGAGGAUAAUCUCAGUAGUCCCUCAGAAGAAUGGAUCAUGGAGAAGAUUACAGCCUUGGUUCCUGAUUUUGAAGAACAAGGUAUUGAUGAUCCUGAAACAAUUCUUAGGCCUUUGGCUAACAAGUUAAGGCCCACAAUAAUCAAUACUUGGAUGGAGAAAAGGAAGGCAUUGUUUAAAGACAAUGCAGAAAGAAUGAAACAAUUGCUUGAUAAUUUGCAGAAAAAACUCGAUGAGUCUUUCUUAAACAUGCAACUGUAUGAAAAAGCCUUAGAAUUGUUUGAAGAUGAUCAAUCAACUUCUGUUGUUUUGCAUAGGCAUUUACUAAGGACAGUAGCAGCUCCUAUGGUUGACAUGCUUCUUCAUGACUUGGAUGAGCAGAACAAAUUAAAGAACGGAGUAGAAGUGCAGGAAUCUCCAAAUUCUGAGUCUAUUUCGUUUAGUCCUGGAGAUAGAGCUGCAAUUUCCAAGAGUUUUCCAGGAGCUCUUUCAAAUAAGGCUCUUGCUGUUGUAGAAGCAUUGGAAGGAAAGAGGGUGGAAACAUUCAUGUCUUCAUUCAGAGCUGUGACAGAAGAGAGCGGGCUGCCUUUGAAAAAGCUAGACAAGAAACUAGAAAGGACACUUCUACAUUCAUAUCGUAAGGAAUUGACAUCUCAAGUUUCGGCUGAGACUGACCCUGUAUCACUUCUGCCGAAAGUUGUGUCUUUACUCUAUGUCCAGGUUUACCAUAAAGCUCUACAAGCCCCUGGAAGGGCCAUUUCUGUUGCUAUUUCUCAAUUGACGGAUAAGCUUGACGAGACAGCUUGCAAGAUUAUAGCUGAUUAUCAAGCUGCUGCCGUUACUCUUUUGACACUAUCAGCUACUCCUGAUGACGAAGACAGUUGUGCAUCGAAUAGAAUUAGAGAGAUUCCGGAGAGCCAAAUGCCUGCUCUCAAAAGUUUGGUUUCGGGUGCCUCACGGUCAUAA
This is a messenger RNA of Vicia faba (fava bean), 2307 nucleotides long. NCBI's taxonomy places the organism in Eukaryota, Viridiplantae, Streptophyta, Magnoliopsida, Fabales, Fabaceae. The record is from the annotation of a GenBank genome assembly.